AUGAGCGGCUGCGGCCUGGGCGGCGGCAUUGACUCGGACGACCCGUUUGACUCAGAAGAUUCAAUGAUGGACUUUCCUGUGCCGCCCAUGCCGGUGCACGAGAUCAUGCGCUGCCUGCACUCCUCCGCUGCUGAAAUGGCCGCUGAAGAUGGCAACCCUGAAGGAAUCGAGAAAAUCCCCUCUGGCGGCGGUGCUGGUAACCCUACCACAUGUGGUAACCCUACUACUUCCGGUAGCCCUGCCUCCGCUGCACGAACCACCGCUGCUGCGAAGGACGAUCAACACGAGGUGGCAUCAGCAGGGAAUGCGGAGGGCACUCCUCUACUAAGCAGGACUGCUUCUUCGACCAGCGCGUCUCUCCGGAGCUUCGUGCUUGCUGGAGCAGGGAUGGAGGCAGGGCCGGAGACUGACAGCACUCCCAUGCAGGCAGCUCCCUGCGCCUCUCCUCGGGGCUCCACCCCUGCUGCUGCAGGGCUGGCUUCAGCAGCCUCGUCCACUGAUUCGUCGCCGCUUGCAGCGAGUGCUACUACAAAGGCGGGGCAGGUAGCUGAGUCAUCCAGUGAUCGGGCCGACAGCAGGAAGUGUCUGGACGAGCACAACAAGGCCAUCAGUUCUUCUGUUCCCAUCCCACUGCCCCUCACACUGCACCUCUCACUGCUCCUCCCACUGCCCCUCACACUGCCCUUCACAUUGCCCCUCACACUGCCCCUCACACUGCCCCUCACACUGCCCCUCACACUGCCCCUCACACUGCCCCUCACACUGCCCCACACACUACCCCUCCCUCUGUUUUCCACCCCCCUCGACAACCUCCUUCCCUUCAGCCCUCCCCAAUGUCACGCCACCACCCGUGUGAAAGACGAAGGGCGGCCCUGGCUGCACCAAGAAGAGCUCGGUUGGGAGGUGCAGCAGCUGCAUAAGGGGUGGGAGAGAGCUUCUGGGUCGCCUCUGGGGCAGGUAGCGCAAAGCCGAGAGGAGGGAUGUUGGCAGCAACAGGCAGAGUCGCAGUGGCAGGCUCAGAAGACACAGCACGAGGCACAGCAGCAGACACAGCAGCCCACACAUGGCCACGAUUCAGUUCUGGUUGACCCUUCCUCUGCCUUCCCUGUGAACCCUUUCACUUCCCCACAUCCUUCCCCUCUUGGAGCAACCUUCCCUCUGUCAUCAGUUGCUGACCUCAAACCCUGCAGCCGAACCCUCAUCUCUGCUGCUCUCCAUCAUGACAUGUUUGAGACAAGCAAUCAGCUUGCUGGGUCUGGUGGGAGCAGCGUGGCGGAAAGCGAGUGGAGCAUGCAUGAAGACGUGGAGAAAGGGGGGCUGCUUGAGGAGAUUGGACUCAGUAAGGGACAAGUCAGUAAGGCUCAUAGUGUGGGUGGGAGUGAGAGCACCAGCUGCUUCAUGCAUUUUGAUGAUUUUCUGGGCACAAGCCCGGGUAGGGAUGCAUGCAGUGGCAGACCGGAGCACGGAUGCAAGGAAAGGCUUCAAGGUGCUCAUUGGUGGGAUGACCUUUUUCCAGAACUCUUGUAG
This is a messenger RNA of Closterium sp. Naga37s-1, 1527 nucleotides long. The record is from the annotation of a GenBank genome assembly. Lineage: Eukaryota; Viridiplantae; Streptophyta; Zygnematophyceae; Desmidiales; Closteriaceae.